Messenger RNA from Biomphalaria glabrata, 4529 nucleotides. RefSeq names its product cysteine--tRNA ligase, cytoplasmic-like. NCBI's taxonomy places the organism in Eukaryota, Metazoa, Mollusca, Gastropoda, Planorbidae. Gene Ontology annotation, molecular function: cysteine-tRNA ligase activity; ATP binding. The record is from RefSeq and is a predicted model, not a curated record. Gene Ontology annotation, cellular component: cytoplasm. Gene Ontology annotation, biological process: cysteinyl-tRNA aminoacylation. The coding region runs from base 157 to 2328 and encodes 723 amino acids. The transcript is spliced from 20 exons.
UCAUCAAUCAUGUUGUGUUCUGCUCUCAAAGCUAUGUACGGAACAAUAGUAUAGAUUAAAAAUUAGCAUUUCCUGUUUCAUCAUCCCGAAAUCCAAACACUCACAACAGUAUUUGGAGAGGCAUCAUAUUCUCGAAGCUUAAUAACAUAGUUCAAAAUGAAACGUUCACAACCAAAGUGGAGUCCUCCAUCAGGAGAAGGGAAAUCAGUUUUACGUCUUUACAAUAGUUUAACUAGACAAAAGGAGGAGUUUGUUCCUCAGUCAGGUCACACCAUCACCUGGUAUAAUUGUGGGCCAACAGUCUAUGAUGCCUCUCACAUGGGCCAUGCUAGGUCAUACAUAUCUUUUGACAUCCUGCGGCGAGUUCUGAUGGACUACUUUCACUAUGACAUCUUUUACUGCAUGAACAUAACAGACAUAGAUGAUAAGAUCAUAGUAAGAGCUCGUCAGAAUUACUUGAUGGAUCAGUACAUUCAGAGUAACCCAAGCCCAGAUCAGAUCAAGAAGGAUGUCACAUCAUCUCUAGAGCUCCUGAAAGCUAAGAUUGCCAAAGAGUCUGACCCAGACAAACUGAACAUGCUGACCAAGAUGCAGCAGAAAGUUAUGGCCUUGGUGGAUAGCGGGGAUGCAGGACAAAAUGUGAAUACUGUCCGACUGGUGGAGAUACGAGACAUAAUGGCACCUUGGCUAGACAAACAAAAAGGUGCUACUGUAACAGAUAAUGCGAUUUUCUCAGAACUUCCAAGAUACUGGGAAGAAGAAUUUCACAAAGACAUGGUAGCCCUGAAUGUUCUUUCUGCAGAUGUCCUGACUAGAGUUAGUGAAUAUGUACCAGAGAUAGUAGAGUACAUCAAAAAGAUAAUAAACAAUGGCUAUGGAUAUGAAUCUAAUGGUUCAGUCUACUUUGACACUAAGGCUUUUGAUAGUGCACCAAACCAUUUCUAUGCUAAGAUGGUGCCUGAAGCUUAUGGAGACAAGAAAGCUUUGGCCGAAGGAGAAGGUGAGUUGAGUGUUUCUGAUGAGGCAGGAGAAAAACGAAGCGCAACAGACUUUGCAUUGUGGAAAGCAUCUAAGCCUGGUGAACCAUCUUGGGAGUCUCCUUGGGGAAAGGGAAGACCUGGUUGGCAUAUUGAAUGCUCUGUAAUGGCCAGUGAUAUCUUUGGAGAGUCCAUGGACAUUCACUCUGGAGGCUUUGAUCUCAAGUUUCCUCACCAUGACAAUGAACUUGCUCAAGCAGAAGCAUAUUAUGAAAAUGACCAUUGGGUCCGUUACUUUGUCCAUUCUGGCCACCUGACCAUUGACGGCUGCAAGAUGUCCAAAUCUCUCAAGAACUUUAUCACUAUAAAGGAAGCUCUGAAGAAGUACACAUCCAGACAAAUGAGACUGUUGUACUUGCUGCACUCCUGGAAGGACACUCUGGACUUCAGCGAGAAAACAAUGGACGUGGCCUUAGAGUAUGAAAGAACUUUGAAUGAAUUUUUCCUGAAUGUGAAAGACAGUGUUCGAAAUGUCGCAGCAACUGGAGUCAGUGCCUUCUCGAAGUGGACGGAAGAGGAAGUGAAACUGAAUGAAAGGUUCCAAGGAAAACGUAAAGCAAUUCAUGAAGCUCUGUGUGAUAAUGUUGACACAAGAAGCUCAAUGGAACAUAUACGAGAGCUUGUGUCUGCUGGCAACUCUUACAUGGCCACUGCUAGAAGCAGCCAGAGGCAAGUCAACAGAAAGCUUCUUAUGACUAUUGCAGAAUACAUCACAGACAUGCUCAAGAUAUUUGGUGCAAUACCAACAGAACAGUCAAUCGGUUUCCCUCAAGGAGGAGCUCAGAAUACAAAUGUAGAAGAAACAGUCAUGCCUUUCUUGUCAGCUUUUGCCAGCUUCAGAGACAAUAUUAGAUCACUUGCCAGGGAAACGAAACAGAAAGAUAUUCUCUCAGAAUGUGAUAAAGUGAGAGAUGAGGUCCUGCCAAACCUGGGUGUUAGACUGGAAGAUCAUGAAGGCUCUGCUACUGUGAUCAAGUUGGUAGACAAGGAAGAGUUACUGAAAGAGAGAGCAGAGAAAUUAAAGCUAGAAGAAAAGAAAAGAUUAGAGAAAGAGAAAAAGAAAGCAGAACAGGCUGAAAAAGAUGCUCAGAAAGAAGCCCAGAGAAGGAUUCCACCAUCAGAGAUGUUUAAGAGUGAAACUGAUAAAUAUUCUAAAUUUGAUGAGAAGGGUAUUCCUACACAUGAUGCAUCUGGUGUUGAAAUUCCCAAAAGUGCCAUGAAAAAAUUACAAAAACUUUACGCUGCUCAGGAAAAGAAGUAUGAAGACUUCCUGAAAUCUCAAAAAAGUUGAAAUUGUGAUGUCUUAGACCUGGUUCAAGAAAUGAAUUCUCUCUUUUUGUGAUUGAUCCUAAUGAAUCAUCCGUCAAUUAUUCACUGACCUCAAUGGUGAAGGACAUAGAAACAUUGUUUAUAUUAACUAAGGAAAUUGUUGUAAUUACUAAGAAGUAUUAUUUUUUUUAACCUUUUCUUAGUUUUUGGGAAAACUAAAUCCAUAUAGAAAGGUUUGAGUUUCUAGAAGUGUAUAGCUGAAUUAUCCCAUUUGUUUAUUGAUUAGGCUCAGGUGUUCUAGAAAUGUAUAGCUGAAUUAUUCUGUUUGUUCAUUAUUAGGCUCAAGUGUUCUUAGAAGUGUAUAGCUGAAUUAUUCUGUUUGUUCAUUAUUAGGCUCAGUGGUGUAUAUUUUCAUUGUUUGGGACAGUUAUGCAAGACACAUAAAUACAGCAAAUGUGUACUUGAGAUUUUGACAAAAUAAUGCUGUGGCACAAUAACAGUAACUCUAUGACUUUUGUUUUCUUUCUGAUUAUUAUUUGUUUUUUUUUUUUUGCUUAAUUAAUAUUUUUAAAUUGUUGUUUUCUUAAGGUGUAAAAUUUGUGGUUAUUAUUAUUACUUUUUUGGUGUUUUUUUUUAGCUUUAUAUUUUUAAAGUGUUAGCAAAAUAAGAAAUAUUACAAGUUAUUUUAUCAUGUGCAUUAUUUUGUUCUGAGAUAAUAAAUGCUGUUCACUUGUAGGUUUGAUUCUAUUCCCAGCAAGCUAUCUUGCCCUAAAUAAUUCUGUACAGUUUUCAAGAUGUCAUGUUAUUGUCAUCUUACAUAGUUUUUAUUUCUUGUUCAUUUUUUUAAAUUUAUUAUCUCUAGUCUUAGGUAAUAAUGUGUAUGGAACCGCUUCUUGAAGUCCAAGUGGGAAGUUUUCUUAUUUACCUUAAAGUAGGUCUAUGCCCUUCUCAACAAACUUGUUAUAAAAUAGAAAAAUAUUUGCAACCAAUACUUCAGAAGACUGAUUGCUGGACAAUAGAACAAUUUUUCCACAGAAACACAUUGCAAAUGUUAUUUUGAUUAAUUGCAUUAAAGUGCAACAAAAAAAAAUGAUUGAAAUUUGACAUUAGAUCAGCAGCUUAAUGUAAAAGAUUGUGAUUUAUUGUACAGAAACAUUGACAGAUUUUCAUGCAAUGUCAAGGAUGCUAACUUGAACUUCAGUGUUGCCAACUAAAAAAAUGAUUGAGCUAAAAUUUGUUAGAACUUAGAACAUUUUAUUCUGCAGUGCACAAAAAUUAUCAUUUAUUUGUUGUUUUUCCCCCAUAGAUGAAAAUCUCUAGAAACCUACUUAGUACCUGACUUGAUGUAAAUUAUCUUUUUAUUUUAUCUAUACAUUACAGUUUAAUAGAAACAUCUAAUAUUUGUCAUUUUACUACAAUCAUUGUCAAUUAUAAAUGUCAUUAAAAUAUCAUUAUUUUCAAUGAAAAUAUAUAUAUAUAUAUAUAUAUAUAUGAAAUAUAUAUAACUUUACAAGUCCCUAUAUAAUGUGAUUGUUCUAUAAUAAUAAUUUAUUUUUUUGCCUUCUAAUUUCAUGUUAAUGAAGAUGUUUGAUUAUCUUCGUUAUAAUGUAUCAUCUUGAGUUUUUUUUUUCAAUCAUUUCAAUAUAUGAUGUACAUAACUUGUUGAUUUGUGAAAUUAAAAUAAUCACAAAGUUACUAAUCUAAAAGGCCUGUUUUUCUUUUUUUUUUUGUUGGUAUAAGGUGGCGGUAAUGAGAUUACUAGUUGGAUCAUGUAAUAAGCCCUAAACAUCAUCUAAAUCAUUAUUUAUGAUCUUGACCUAAACAACCUAUUUUCUUCCUUGAAAGUAUAGCAUAUUAGUUGGAUAUUAUUAAAAUUUAAAAACUAAGCACACUGAAAUUAUACAAAUAUAGCUUUGGUCACUAACUUUGGCUUUUGUGUAUUAAAUGCUAACACAGUUAACUCAAUCAAUACAAGAAAGCUAAUUACAUGUAAAUUAAUAAAUUUUUUUUUUUAUUCCUAUGCCAAAUUCUUUGUAUAGGUCAGUAAGUUUUUUAAGUGCCUUUUUUUUUUUUUUUCAGAACACGUAUAAGUUUAACAUGUCUUCCCACAGAAAAAAUUAAGUUUAACAAAUCUUGCUAAUUAUGUGCAUCACGCUUAGAAUUUUAGCACCAAAUCAUUUAGGAUUAAAGAGAAUGUUUAAUAAAAAUUUGGCUUACAACAAA